Molecule: messenger RNA, 1016 nt
Organism: Triticum aestivum (bread wheat)
Lineage: Eukaryota; Viridiplantae; Streptophyta; Magnoliopsida; Poales; Poaceae
Product: germin-like protein 5-1
Exons: 3
Coding region: 235-888 (217 amino acids)
Molecular function (GO): manganese ion binding
Source: RefSeq, a predicted model, not a curated record
CGCUCGCCGCUCGCACACUCUUCCGAAAUAUAACGAAUAGUUUUUGAAAACUUUCGUUAAUUUCCAGACGGAGUCCCCACACAAGGCCUACCCCGUCCGUGAAAGCUGGUUACUUUUCUCCCUGCAUGAUUAGACAAAGCAAUUUCGAAGCUUCUAAACAGGACUACAGGGGCCUUCGUUGACCGUUAGCAAACCUGCGUUCGUUUUCACCGGAAUUCCACCAUAAGACCCGCCAUGGCUGCUGCGGCGUUGCUCCUGGUGGCCGCGCUCGUCGCCCUUGGUUCCGGCCAUGGCGGCGAGGCCUUCGACCCCAACCCUCUCCAGGACUUCUGCGUCGCCGACUCCACGUCCAAAGUGCGCGUGAAUGGGUUAUCAUGCAAGGACCCGGCGGCCGUGGUGUCCGACGACUUCUUCUUCGCCGGUGCCGACAAGCUGCGCGACACGACGAGCGAGCGCUACGGGUACUCAGCGCUGACCGUGCAGAUCCCAGGCCUUAACACGCAGGGCCAGCGGUACGCCCGCGUCGACCUUGCACCGGGGGCCAUCUUCCCGCCGCACUACCACCCCAGGGCGGCCGAGACGGCCCUGGUGCUGGAAGGCUCCGUCUACUUCGGGUUCGUCUCCUCCUACCCGGACAACAAGCUCUUCGCCAAGGUGCUCAGCAAGGGCGACGUGUUCGCCGUGCCGCAGGGGCUCAUGCACUUCCUCUACAACAACGGCACCGCCCCUGCUGCGCUCUACGCCAGCCUCAGCAGCCAGAACCCCGGGCUGGUGCUCCUUGCCGACGCGCUCUUCGCCGGGGCUCUCCCCGAUGAUCUCCUGGCUAAGACGCUCCUCACGGAUAAGCACACCGUGGACAGCAUCCGGGCAAACUUUCGGCCGUCUUGAAUGCUUGUUCCAAUCUCUAGUAAUUUAUCGCAUUUUCUCAGGCAUGGUAAUCUCUAUGUGUUCAUUUGUUAUAAACAUUAGCAAUGGUAUUCGAAAUAAAAAUAUUGCGAGUGAUAUUCCAUCACGCA